Molecule: messenger RNA, 1376 nt
Organism: Vitis vinifera (wine grape)
Lineage: Eukaryota; Viridiplantae; Streptophyta; Magnoliopsida; Vitales; Vitaceae
Product: glutathione S-transferase L3
Exons: 9
Coding region: 180-1097 (305 amino acids)
Molecular function (GO): glutathione transferase activity
Source: RefSeq, a predicted model, not a curated record
UCUUUUCUUUUCUUACAGGAGUCUCCGGAUCUUUCGGAGCUUACCAACCAGAGAAUUGGAAAGGUGGGUGAAAUGGUACAGAAUGGUAGUGCGGUAAUUAACGUGGCAGUGUCUUGAUCACAGCGAGUGAGAAAAUGGGUUUAUGAACACAAACAACAGUGACAACUAAUCAGAAUCGAAUGGAAGCUUUGAAUUUAAGCUACUGCUCCUGCGUUGGUUCGUCACGUCUGACGUCUUCACGAGAUCUUUUAAACUCCUUUUGUCUUUCUACCAAGAAGAAAAUCACAAUCAAAUUCUCUAACACAGGCGCUUUUUCGCUUAAGAAUCAAGCUUUCAUUUCAUUGAGAAGACCCAGAAGUAGAACAAUAUCAGCAGCAAUGGCAACUGGAAGUGUGAGAGAGGUUCUUCCACCAGCUCUUGAUUCUACCUCAGAGCCACCCCCACUGUUUGAUGGAACAACAAGGCUGUAUAUAUCUUACACUUGCCCAUAUGCGCAGCGUGUGUGGAUUACCCGAAAUUGUAAGGGAUUGCAGGAGAAGAUCAAAUUGGUUCCUAUUGAUUUGCAAAAUAGGCCUGCUUGGUACAAGGAGAAAGUCUACCCAGCAAACAAGGUGCCAUCUCUGGAACACAAUAAUGAAGUGAAAGGAGAGAGUCUGGAUUUGAUCAAAUACAUUGACAGUAACUUUGAAGGGCCUUCACUGUUCCCUGAUGAUCCUGCCAAGAGGGAGUUUGCAGAAGAGUUGCUGGCCUACACUGACUCAUUCAGUAAAGCUGUGAUGACUUUAUUGAAGGGUGAUGGAGUAGAUGAAGCUGGUGCUGCCUUUGAUUACAUUGAGAUGGCUCUCUCCAAAUUCGAGGAUGGACCUUUUUUCCUUGGCCAGUUCAGUCUGGUAGAUAUAGCAUAUGCUCCAUUUGUUGAGAGAUUUGUGCCGUUCUUACGGGAGGUGAAGAAGUAUGAUGCGAUGGCAGGCAGGCCAAAACUGGAAGCAUGGUUUGAGGAGUUGAGCAAGAACGAAGGAUUCCAGCAAACUCGGCGUGAGCCAAAGGAGCUUGUUGAAGCCUACAAGAAACGCUUUGCGGUAUUUCCUGCACUAUGAUAUAAAAUUUCAACGUUCUAACGUUUGAAAAGAAGCACAAUGGUGGUGACUAAUUUGCAUUAUUCCCAAUCCAUUUCCUUGCAGGCUCACCUCUGAAACCCUCUGGAAGAUACAUGACCUCAAGAACUAGCUUCCUUUUUUGUCCUAAAAUUCAGAUUCCAUGCAUGCUGUGGUGUAGUAGUAGAUAUACUGGUCCCUAGUGGCUGUAAUCUGCUCAAGUAUUUGUUUGUUAAAAGUCCACACGUAAACUCUAAUAUAUAACAACCGCCUACUGGAAAA